GGAGCCGGAGUCUAAGAUAAAACAGGACGACAAGGAGAUGCAGAUGGCCUGGGAAGAUAAGAUUGAUACCUCGGAAUAUACAGCUUUGGAUGGUGAGAACGAUGAGAUUAUUACGGAAACAGUUGUAUCUGAGGAAAUGCUGCAGCUCGGUGCGAACGUCACGCUAUAUACGAGGGCGGAGGAGACGGAGGACGAUGACGGAAAUCCGACAUCGACUGAUAGCGUCGAUUCCUCAGAAGCAUACCAGACGCGCCGAAGAAAAAACAUCGUGAUCGAGGUGGAUACUGGUAAUGGUACAGAAAGCGUUAAUAACACAAAAAUGGAAUUAAAAAAUAAGACGAGAGUUGAUCAUAACAAUAAAACAGCACCUCUUGAUGCGGAGAACGAGGAUUACGAAGAUUUCCCUAAAGCCGAGCCGAACGGAUGCAAUCAGAGCAAGAAGAUUUUGAAUAAGCUGAUGAAGUUCUUCAAGAUCUCCGCGGAUUUGGGCUGCGACGAUGCGACUAAAUCCAGGCAACGCAAGAGGCAGCUGUGAAAUUCGUUCUAAACCUAAGGGAAAAUUUUAGUUUUAAGAGAAGAGGCAUCGAGGAUAUCUCCGACGACGAUGACGACGAGGACGACAACGAUGAAGACAUACUGAUAGAAUACGUGGAUUCGAUAGUCACCACUUCUACAGCCACUCAGAAUUUCGAGAAAGGCGAGAUCAAGGGUCUGAACGUUGAGGUCGAAGUCGAAACCACAAUUGAGACGUCCACAGAGAGGAAUUUCUCCUCCGUUGUUAGCUUUAACUUUAUCCUUUUAUUUUUAAUAUAUUUUUGAUUCGGAUCCCCCCAGAUGGUUGAUCUUUGAGGUCCACCCUUCGGAAUGCGCAUAACCGUCGCAAAUACCAAAAUAAUAAAAACGCAAUA
Molecule: messenger RNA, 908 nt
Organism: Nicrophorus vespilloides
Lineage: Eukaryota; Metazoa; Arthropoda; Insecta; Coleoptera; Silphidae
Exons: 2
Coding region: 38-535 (165 amino acids)
Source: RefSeq, a predicted model, not a curated record